Molecule: messenger RNA, 2123 nt
Organism: Penicilliopsis zonata CBS 506.65
Lineage: Eukaryota; Fungi; Ascomycota; Eurotiomycetes; Eurotiales; Aspergillaceae
Exons: 3
Coding region: 1-1647 (548 amino acids)
Biological process (GO): signal transduction
Cellular component (GO): cytoplasm; nucleotide-activated protein kinase complex; nucleus
Molecular function (GO): protein kinase binding
Source: RefSeq, a predicted model, not a curated record
AUGGGAACCUACGUGUUUCGAUGGCCGCACGCUGCGACCGAGGUUUUCGUCACAGGCACGUUCGAUGACUGGGGAAAGACGGUCAAGCUGGAGAAGAAGGGCGAUGUCUUUGAGAAAGAGGUGGCCCUGCCAGCCGCAGACCAGGAGGUUCAAUACAAGUUUGUCGUUGACGGUAUCUGGACUACAGAUAGUCACGCGUACGAGGAAGACGACGGCCACAACAACAUCAACAACGUUCUAUUUCCCAAAGACAUCAAAAAAUACACUCCCCAGGCAGCAGUCAUGUCUGGCGUAGCUCCUGGCUCGACAACUGCUGCUCUUGCGGCCGCCGUGCCCAAAGAAUCGGAGAAGAACAUCACCGCCGCCGAGGACGGCGCUCACACGUUAUCCUCUGUCGCCCCGGGGUCGACCACGGCCGAGCUCGCCAAGAACGUGCCUCUGGUACAGAACGAGGGACUCCCAGGGACGUUUCCCGAGACUCCCGCUAAAGAGGCCGAGACGUUCUCGGUGAACCCGCUCCCAGCAACGAACGGAAUUGGGAAUCCGAUCCGGCUAACCCCCGGCGAAAGUGUCCCCGCGGCCGGCAACAUCACAUCAAACACCGUGCAAUCGACCGUGCGGACCGACAAAGCCGCCUAUGAACAGGAUGCCAGUGCGCCCUUUGCCGCCGGCGCCGCCCCGCUCGCGAGCCAGACCGAUGAGAAUGGUAGUGCGUUUGCGGUUCCCCCAGUGUCCAAGAACAUGAUUCCCGAGUCGAGCCUACCGAUUGGGGGCAACACGGAGAAUAUGACGGAUCCAGGCGUCACCAUCCAGUCUGCAGCUCCCACCUCAACGACGGCCGUCCUCGCGGCCGCAGUGCCCCUGGAGUCUCGGCGACAAGCGGAGGGCGAGGCCCCCGUGAGCGAGGUCCCCGCCGUGGUGAAGAACUCAAUGGCCGAAGCACACGAACCGGCCGAAGCUGCCGCAAGCCAUGAGGCGGUCAGCGAGAAGAAGGAGGUGGAGCAGGAGCUGCUCGCCAAGACGGGCGGUGCAGAGGGCGAGGCUCCCGUGAGCGAGGUCCCUGCCGUGGUGAAGAACUCAAUGGUCGAGGCACACGUACCGGCGGAAGCUGCUGCAAGCUAUGAGGCGGUCAGCGAGAAGAAGGAGGUGGAGCAGGAGCUGCUCGCCAAGACGGGUGGUGCAGGGGGCGAGGCUCCCGUGAGCGCGGUCCCUGCCGUGGUUCAGGACUCGAUCGCGGAGGCGCACCGAUCCCCAGAAGCCGCCGCAAAUCAAGAAGCCGUGAGGGAGAAGACGGCCACCGAGGAGGAACUGCGCAGCAAGGUCAGCCCCAGUGAAGCCGUAGGGCAACCUGCACCGACGGCGACUGCGGUGGCGACUGAGACGGCACCCGCCCCAACUGCGGCCGGCCAACAGGCUGAGUCGCGACAGCUGUCACCUCGGUCCACGACGCCUGUCCCUGGCGGUACCACGACAGGGCCUACAGUCACGUCAGGGGUCGCCUCUGCCCCGACCAGCGAAGUGUCUACUGCCGUACCGGGGAAGAAGCAGCAAAGCACUGCGGAGGCGGGGACGGGGACGAGCUCCAAGGAGACGAAGAAGAAGCACCGGUUGAGUUUCUUCCAGAAACUGAAGGAGAAGUUUAAAUAGGAUGUUUUCUUUUUACAUCUGAUGCGUUUUGAUGUUAUGAAACUUGGAUACCUGUUACGCCCGCUUGCACUACUAAUCAAUGCUAUUGAAUUAUUCUCAUUAUAUAUCCUUGGCGUCCUUUGUACUAUUAAACUAUUAAAUUGGAAUCGCAUUGCUGACUAUCCCAUUAAGCUUAACUGGAUAUCCCAGCAUACUAUCCUGUUAGAUACCCAUACUCCGUAACUUGGCUGCAGGAAAAGAACUCACUCAUUCCCCGUUUUGGUCAUACAGCACCCGCAGAAAAGGGAAGCAGGCCAACAAACAAUCUAUCCAGUCAGAGAUAAUGCAACGGAUGGAAUCAGGAAGAUUUACGUACCGCUGCAACGACCGUGGUGAGAAACCCGAGGGUCGGUCCGACAACCUUGCAGUGGCAGGGAUUCUGGUCUGUACCGCACUGGAAGCAGAUGGGGAGGAUGGGGAGAGGGAUGCCAGACAUG